AUGGAUUUCAAAUGUGCACUGGUUACGGGCGGUGGAGGUGGGAUCGGUAAAGCGCUAGCCCAUGAGUUGAUCUCACAGGGCAAAAAGGUUAUCAUAGUCGGACGGACUGAGUCCAAGUUGAAGCAGGCAUGCAAGGAUAUUGGAGCGGCUGCGGAUUACGUCCUUGACACAGGCGUCGUGUCAGAGAUCCCAGCCUUUGUCAGGUACCUGAUCUCCGAGCAUCCCGAACUUGACUGCCUAGUCAAUAAUGCAGGCGUGCAGCGUUCACUAAGCGUUUUGGACAUGGCACCUGAGGAAUUAUUAGAAAGGGCCGAUCAAGAGAUUGAUAUCAACGCACGCGGGCCGAUGCAUCUUACACUUCAUCUUAUGACUCACUUCAAGCAGAAGCCCCAGGCUAUAGUCAUCAAUGUCUCCUCAGUAUUGGGCUUUGCGCCGUUCUCACUCAUCAAUCUCGUGUAUAACGGUACGAAAGCUUGGCUCCAUUUCUGGAGCAUUAACCUCAGAGCCCAGUUGGAGGAAACGGGUGUCAAGGUUGUUGAAAUUGCCCGGCCCACCGUAGAGACAGACUUUCACCGGGAGCGGGAGAACCCAGAUGACAACAAAAAGGACAACAAUCCCAACGCCCAAAGUGUAGAUGAGUUCAUUGCUGAGGUUAGAAGACGACUUGUGAACGGGGAUGAAACAAUUGGGACUGGGAUGAGCAUCAAUAUUAUAAGACAAUGGGAUGAAUCAAUGGGCAGCGUCUUUACAAAAUUAAGAACAUAG
Xylaria bambusicola is the source of this 765-nucleotide messenger RNA. Its product is annotated as NAD(P)-binding protein. The record is from RefSeq and is a predicted model, not a curated record. Gene Ontology annotation, cellular component: membrane. NCBI's taxonomy places the organism in Eukaryota, Fungi, Ascomycota, Sordariomycetes, Xylariales, Xylariaceae. The coding region runs from base 1 to 765 and encodes 254 amino acids. The transcript has 3 exons.